AUGGCAUCAAAGCAAAUAGAAAGUCACCGAGAAGGUGCGGAGAUCUACAAUGAACCGAGUGUUUGCAGGCAAAAAGUGGAAGAACUCCUGGACCAAUGCCACAUUCCCAAAGGGCUUAUGCCUUUGACCAACCUGGUGGAGCUUGGUCACAACAACAGCUCAGGCUUCAUCUGGCUGAAACAGGCCAAGGCCACCAAGUAUAAAUUCAAGGAGCUCGGUGCCACCUCGUACGGUCCCGAGAUCACGGCAUUCAUCAAAGAUAGGGAGUUGAAGAGCUUGACGGGUAUUAAAAGCAAGGAGAUGAUUAUUUGGGUUACACUUGCUCAUGUUACUGUGGAUGAUAGUGAAGAUCCUGGCAAAAUCACUUUCUCUACUACUAUGGGACUCUCCAAGACCUAUCCACUCACUGCAAUUGAAGAUGAUCCCAAGGAGAUGAAAUGA
Molecule: messenger RNA, 441 nt
Organism: Hibiscus syriacus
Lineage: Eukaryota; Viridiplantae; Streptophyta; Magnoliopsida; Malvales; Malvaceae
Exons: 1
Coding region: 1-441 (146 amino acids)
Source: RefSeq, a predicted model, not a curated record